Molecule: messenger RNA, 3130 nt
Organism: Sinocyclocheilus grahami
Lineage: Eukaryota; Metazoa; Chordata; Actinopteri; Cypriniformes; Cyprinidae
Product: kelch-like protein 31
Exons: 6
Coding region: 472-2466 (664 amino acids)
Cellular component (GO): nucleus
Molecular function (GO): protein binding
Source: RefSeq, a predicted model, not a curated record
ACAGAGCUCUGACUGACAGACAGACAGACAGUGAGAGAGACAAGAUUACCAAGAAGAGAAAGAAAACAGUGUGAAUUCAAGAACUAAGAGAACGAAUGAAAGAAGAACAAGGAAGGACAAAUAAGAGUGGAAGAGAGCUGUAAAGUAGAGGUGGUGUGCACUGACACGGAUCAAUCACUCUCCUCCACUGUUAGUUUGGAAAUGUAGUGCGUCUGUCUGUCCAUAUAGCUUCUUGGUUAAUCAGUGCUCUUGUGAUACAGUAAAAGUGUCACAGCUUCAAAAUCAUUCUAUCAGUAUAAACCUUUAAAGAAACAAAAAAUACACAAAAAAAUAAUAAAAUUUGAAGAAAAAAAAAGUGAAUCUAUUCAAGUGUUAUUGGGUCAUUGUGACUGUCGGCACAGAAUCUAUCAGUUAGAAAAUCUGUUGACCUGACUGAUAAAAAGCUGUAAUCUAACCGGCCUACACAUCUCAAUGGCUCCCAAGAAGAAGUCACCACGCCCUAAGAAGUCCAUUCCUGAACCAACAACAGUUGAGAGUGGAGUGGUUGUCCCAGAGCCCAGUGUUAAGAAGCUGGAGCUUCCUCUUAAUGUUGAGCAGCUGAACCGGCUCAAUGGGGUGCCCCUGCCACCCCCUGUGAUUCGACCUGGAGAGAGAGGUUUUGGCCUGGGCAGUGAGCUCACCCGCCCCUUGCAUGGAUCCACUCUGCUGGAGGAGCUGAGCCGCAUGAGACAAGAACGAUUCCUCACUGAUAUGGAAAUGGCCUGCAAAACCAAGGCAUUUGAUGUCCACAAGCUCGUAAUUUCCUCAGUCAGCCAGUAUCUACGUGAAGUCCUGGCCAAGGACCCUGGACUCAAACGACUGGAACUCCCUACCCUCUCACCUCUUGGACUUGCCAAUGUGAUUACGUUUGCUUACCUGGGCCGUGUGCACAUGUCCCUAUACACCAUUGGCUGCACUGUGUCUGCAGCCAGCACCCUGCAAAUCCCUCAUCUUCUCCAGAUGUGCAUGGACUUCCUGAUGUCCGAACUGAAUGUGCACACUUGUGUGUAUGUGUGGAACAUCGGCGCUGCAUAUGGUUUGAUGCCUGUUCGAGAGGCCGCCCGGCGCUACAUUCUGGAGAAUUUGACCCAGUUUUCUGAGACAACCCAAUUCAACCAACUCACCCUGGAGCAGAUCACAUCUUUCCUGCAAGAUGACAACCUAUCUCUUCCUUCAGAGGUCAUCACCUUUCAGAUUGCAAUGAAGUGGAUAGACUUUGACCCAAAGAGGCAGGAACAUGCUGCAGAACUGCUGUCUCACGUGCGCUUUGAGACCAUCCCUGCGAGUAAGCUGGUUAGUGAGAUCCAGCCAGUGGCACGCAUGAUGCUAGAUCCUCAGUGUCACCGUCUUCUGGUGGAUGCCAUGAACUACCAUUUGCUGCCCUACCAGCAGAACACACUGCAAUCACGGCACACAAAGGUCCGUGGAAGCCAGAAUGCUCUUCUAACCAUUGGGGGUCGUCCUUCACUAACUGAGCGUGCCCUAAGUCGAGAGGUGCUUUGGAGAGAUCCACGAGAGGGAACAGCUACAUGGCGUCAUCUUACUCAGCUGCCAGCCAAGAGUUUCAACCAGUGUGUGGCUGUGAUGGAUGGAUUCCUGUAUGUGGCAGGAGGAGAAGAUCAGAAUGAUGCCCGAAACCAGGCUAAACAUGCUGUUGGCACCCUUAGCAGAUACGAUCCUCGCUUCAACACUUGGCUACAUCUUACCAGCAUGCGCCAACGACGUACCCAUUUCAGUUUGGUGGCCACUGGUAGGCGGCUGUAUGCCAUUGGUGGCCGCAACACUGAUGGCCUCUUGGCCACCAUUGAGAGCUACCAGCCCUCUACCAACACUUGGCAGCUCCGUACACCAAUGGAUAUGCCACGAUGCUGCCAUGCCAGUGCUGUCCUUCCAUCGGGAGACAUCUUGGUGACUGGUGGGUAUGUUAACUGCGCUUACUCUCGCUCUGUAAUUCAUUAUAGCAUUGACAGCGACACUUGGAGCGAGCAGGGAGAAUUGGAAACACCUCGUGGCUGGCACUGCUCUGCAACAGUAGGUGGCAAGGUGUACGUGGUAGGAGGUAGCCAGCUUGGUCCUGGUGGAGUCCGCAUUGAUGUGAUGACCAUGGAGGUCUUCAACCCUGAGAGCAAGGAGUGGACCAGAGCUGCUACCCUGCCCCUGGGAGUGAGCACAGCUGGUAUGUCUCCACUGGGAAAUCACCUGUACCUGCUAGGUGGAUGGAAUGAAGCAGAAAAACGUUACAAGUCAGCAGUCCAACGCUAUGACCCAGGCACUGACAACUGGUCAGCAGUGGAAGACCUGCCAGAACCCAUAGUGGGAGUGUCCUGUUGUGCCCUUCCCUUGCCCCCACGCCACACGACCCGCAGACACCGGCACACACCUUCCCAUGAAGAUCAGAGCAGUGUGACACAGCAUAACACUGCAUGAGAAAGAAAAGCUGGGGAAAGACAGAGCAAGAAAGAGACAGGGUGAAAGGAGAGUAGAGAAAGGAGAGGAGAGAGUGCAGAAAAAGACAGCAAGAGAGAGAGUGAGGUGAAAUAGAAAUUGAGUAGAAUGUAAAGAAUAACAACAUGAAGGGAAAAGCAAAGUAGUCUUUGUUUUUAAGUCUUGUUCUUAAAACUCCAAAGCUGCAUUAGGUAUACAGCGAGUUCAAAGAAAAGGUACUACCUAGGGCCCACUUAUAAAGAAUGUGAAAGGUACAUUUCACAAGAGCCUCUGCAGUGUGAGGAAUUUAGUGAGGUAUCUGCUUAUGAGUUUCUGUGAAUGAGUUUUAGAAAUUGAGCCAUACAGUUCUAUUGAAAAUACUAUAAUGGGAUUAUCACCAUUUUAAUUCAGUAGUACUGAAUUAAGUCGUAUCAGUUUAUUUAUUUCUCAAAAUUUUUUUUAAAUCAAGUUUAUCAGUUUUCUCUCUUAAUAACCAAACCCAAUAACUGCAAAAAUUUUCAGUGGUACAUGCAGAGGUACAACGCAAAAGUCAAUACGCCCUUCAGACACACAGUUAAGCACCAAACCAUUGAUACUGCCCACCAAAGAAUGUGCUUAAUACCACACAUAUUAACCAACAUGAUUCAUAGACUAGCUAUGAAUUGAA